Molecule: messenger RNA, 4245 nt
Organism: Metopolophium dirhodum (rose-grain aphid)
Lineage: Eukaryota; Metazoa; Arthropoda; Insecta; Hemiptera; Aphididae
Gene: dnc
Product: cAMP-specific 3',5'-cyclic phosphodiesterase
Exons: 17
Coding region: 253-3285 (1010 amino acids)
Biological process (GO): signal transduction
Cellular component (GO): nucleus; cytosol; perinuclear region of cytoplasm
Molecular function (GO): 3',5'-cyclic-AMP phosphodiesterase activity
Source: RefSeq, a predicted model, not a curated record
UCGAUCCGACGUCGCGGCAACAGGCUCAAUCGGGCCCAGCGUGGUGCACUCGGAACGUUUUUCCGCCACCGCCUCCGUCGUACGCAGUUCGUGUAGUGAUUUUCCGUUUUUCAUUUUCCGGUGUCGUGUGCGCACAUCGAGUCCGAGACCGAUUUUCACCGAUUUGUGUUCCGGCUCGUCGAAUAACCUUCACCGCGUUCGCAGAGUGAAAUAAGCGAAGAAAUACAAAAAAAGCCCAUCGCCACUUCAAAAAUGACAUCGAAAAACGACCAAAGUCCAAAGUCGAGCGGCAGUCUCCGUAAACCGUCGCUGUUAACGGCUGGUUCGAAGAGCGUGGAGGACCAGAAGAUCCGUCACGACAGCGGCAGUAAGGCUUCGCUGUCGGCCGUCAAGUGGCACUCGGCACCGGCGACUGAACGCGAAGACGUCAGACCGUCGUCAGCGUCCGCGUACAAGUUGACAUCUGCGGCAAUCGAAGUGGCGGCGGCCGGUGGCGGUAGCGGUUGGAGACCGCUUCAGCGGCAAAAAGUGGUGACCGCGGCACCGACGCUCGAAGAGGACGAGGAUGGACGUUCAGCGUCGAUGGCGGCCGCGGCCGACGCUGACCGGUCACCGCGAAAACGGUCGGCGGUAGUGCGUCGCGGUUACAGUUGCCAGGAACCGUGCGCCGCCCGUCGGCCGAUGACGAUGAACAAUUGCGGUUGCGUGGCCGUUGGUGGAGUGGGCGGCGCCAUCACGGCGGCUGGCGAGAACAGGAGACGCUGGCUGUCGGCGGACACGGGCGGCAACGGCCACGCGGUGACCGGCACCAGCCGGUCAAUGGAGUGCCUGCCGUCGCCCCAACCGCCGUCCACGCCACACCACCUGCACCGGAGCAGCUUCAUAAUGGCCGCGGACGACCGAAAGUCGCUGGACAGUGGCCUGGAUGACGUUGCGGCCACGGCUGCCGCCGCUGAGAUGGCUGACCGCCGGCGCGGCAUGUUCGCGUCCACUCGGACGUCCGUGCCGUCGCACCUGUCGCUCGCUUUGCCGUCAUGUGAGCGCCGGUUGACCAUCCUGUCGCCGCACACGCACACGCCGACCACUCCCGCGGCCUUCUACUCGUCGUCAGCGUCCACAGAGACCGCUUGGCACUUUUGUACGUCGUCCACAGCUGCCGCCAUGGCGUCGUCCACGUCGUUCGCGUCCCACUCAACUGCGGCCGCGUCGUCCACAUCUACUUCCGCAGCCACGUCCACCUGCCGUUCACGCAAGAAGAAUCGGCCUGGCAUGGUGUUGCCCCGUCUCGUGCUUCCCGGAAGUUCCGACUUGGACAUAUUCUCACAUUUUGAUGUGGAAAAUGGAGCUGGCACAAGUCCUGGUAGAUCACCACUGGACGGUGGAGGCACAUCCCCGUCAGCUGGUCUGGUGCUACAAAAUUUGCCACAGCGUCGGGAGUCGUUCCUGUACAGGUCUGACUCCGAUUUUGAAGUGUCGCCAAAGUCCAUGUCCAGGAACUCGUCCAUUGCCAGUGAAAGAUUGAAAGAGACUGAAGCCAUUUUGGAAAGAUCAACCCAUGGCGAAGAUCUCAUCGUUACACCGUUUGCACAAAUACUGGCGAGCCUACGAAGCGUCCGCAAUAAUUUCUUGAGCCUCACCAAUGUACCAUCACAAAAGUCUCGGAGAUCAUCCGGCGCCGCGGGCAACAGUACUCCACAAAGCCGAGUUGUCAAUCCCGGAGAUGACGCAUAUCUCAAGAUGUCCAUCGAGACUAUCGAGGAACUGGAUUGGUGUUUGGAUCAAUUGGAAACCAUCCAGACACAUAGAUCAGUUUCAGACAUGGCAUCGUCAAAGUUCAAAAGAAUGCUUAACAAAGAGCUUAGUCACUUCUCCGAGUCUAGUAAAUCCGGAAAUCAAAUAUCUGAAUACAUUUGUUCUACGUUUCUUGACAAACAACAAGAGUUGGAUAUACCUUCACUGCAUACCGACGAUAACCAACAGGACGAGGCUAGACAGAACAAAGCGUCGUCGUCUUCCGGCGCUUCGACCAGUUCUCAGUCCGGCUCGCAGUCCAAGAAAAAAGUCACCAAAGUGACGCCAAUGUCGCAUAUAUCUGGCGUGAAGAGAGCCUUAUCGCACACAAACAGUUUUGCCGGCGAACGAUUGCCGAAAUUCGGCGUGGACACGCCCAAAGAAGAAGAAUUGGGACACACUUUGGCCGAAAUAGACAAAUGGGGUAUCGAUAUAUUCCGGAUAGCCGAUUUGACCAACAACCGACCGCUGACGGCCAUAGCGUAUACCGUGUUCCAGAACCGAGAGCUAUUGAAAACGUUCAUGAUUCCUGCUAAAACGUUCGUUGCGUUCAUGAUGACCCUAGAGGAUCAUUACGCCAAAGACAAUCCUUUCCACAACAGCACCCAUGCGGCGGACGUCGUUCAGUCCACCAACGUCCUGCUGAACUCGCCGGCUUUGGAGAGCGUUUUUACUCCGCUGGAAAUCACCGCUGCCCUCUUCGCGGCCGCCAUACACGACGUCGACCAUCCCGGACUGACCAAUCAGUUUCUCAUCAACUCGAGUUCUGAAUUGGCUCUGAUGUACAACGACGAGUCCGUGCUCGAAAACCAUCAUUUAGCUGUGGCUUUCAAACUUUUACAAAACGACGGGUGUGACAUAUUCCAGAACAUCAACAAAAAACAAAGGCAAACUCUGAGAAAAAUGGUCAUCGACAUGGUACUUUCCACUGACAUGUCCAAACAUAUGAGCCUGUUGGCAGACCUCAAAACCAUGGUGGAAACAAAAAAAGUGGCCGGUUCCGGGGUAUUGUUGCUGGACAACUACACCGACAGAAUACAAGUCUUGCAAAACUUGGUACAUUGCGCGGACUUGAGUAACCCCACCAAACCGUUGGAACUAUACAAACGAUGGGUCGACCUGUUGAUGGAGGAAUUCUUCCAGCAGGGUGACAAAGAGCGAGAACAAAACCUGGACAUCAGUCCGAUGUGCGACAGGCACAGUGCUACGAUCGAAAAAUCACAGGUCGGAUUCAUCGAUUACAUCGUGCACCCUCUGUGGGAGACGUGGGCUGACUUGGUGCAUCCCGACGCCCAGGAAAUACUCGACACCCUCGAAGAAAACAGAGACUGGUACCAGAGUAUGAUUCCACCCAGCCCACCCAACGACGAGUCCGAAGACCGCGACAGCGGUGACGAUGACGACUCCAAGCCCUCGGCUAGCGACCAGGACCCGAACAUCAGGUUUCACGUGACGCUCGAGGAAGGUGACGAAGACUCGGUGGCCGCGAUGUGACGCAAACUAGUCGGCUGGUGUCGCAAGCUGGGCGAAAAAGUCAACUCCUGGUGGAGGACCAAACAAUGAGCAAAACAACGAGCGACUCACCUCGUCCCCGUCUCUUGGAAACAAAAAAAAUAUAUAAAACCAAACGCCCCUUGUCCCCCCCCCCCAAGAAUUACAUGGUGUGUCCGUGUAUCUGUGUGUGUGAGUGUGUAUACGUGUGCGUGUGCGUGUACGGAAUCUAUCCAAAACGCUUUUUUUUUGUCUAUGUAAAAAAUAAAACCAAGUUUAAAAAAAGAUAAUGAUUAAUGAUAAUAAUAAACAAAAAACGAAAAAAAAAUUAAUUAACUGCAAAUUCCUUUAAUCUCAUUUACAUAUAGUUAUAUAUACAUGAAAAUAUAUAAAACACAGAUAAAAAAAAAACACUUUAUUAUUAUUAAUAUUUUGAUGUAAUUUUGUUGUUAUACAUUUAGGUACGUAUUAUUAAUUAUUAAUUAAUGUUAGUUUGUGUUGUUCGGAGAGAGAAUUUGCUCGUUUGUUUUUUUUUUUUUUUUUUUUUAUUAUUAUUGAAUACCGUUUUCGUAGUUAUUCUUCUUUUGAUUUUUCAAAUAAUUAUCUUUCUUGUUUAGUCAUUAUUUUAAUAUUUAUUGAUGUUAUAGCUGUUUAAUAAAAAGAAAUGAUGUUAUAAAUAAGAAUAUAUACAAUUAACUAUUGUCAUAAUUAAUAGUUAUAUUAUUAAUCGUAUAUCUUUCGGACAUAUAAUUUUAAGUAAUACAAACAAAUGUUUAUCCCUGAAAAUGAACCUAACCUGACUAAAAUAUCAAGUGAAGAAGUAACGAUUGAUUUGCUGAUCAUAUUGUAACCAACGGAAUUUUGGCUUUGAUCUUUUUUAUAUACAUAAAUAUUUUUUUUUUAUUUAUAAUUUAAGUUAUUAUAAAAAAAAAAUAUAUAAAACUUUCGUUGACAUUUUUAUCA